Molecule: messenger RNA, 2761 nt
Organism: Caenorhabditis angaria
Lineage: Eukaryota; Metazoa; Nematoda; Chromadorea; Rhabditida; Rhabditidae
Source: the annotation of a GenBank genome assembly
AUGAUUUCACAAGACCUCGGAGAAACUCGACCCAAAACUAAUGUUAGAUUGAAUAUUUCAGCAAAGUAAGUUAUUUGUUUUGUUUAUAGAACGUUUUUUGAGAAAAAAUGAAUUUUUCCAGUAACCUCAAAGAUUUGGAUGUUUUCACUAAAAGUGACCCAAUUUGCGUGGUUUUUGAGAAAAUCGGUGGAGCAAAAGGAAGUGCCAAAAUUACCCAGAAAACGUGGAAAGACCACAAUUGGAUUGAAAAAGGUCGAACUGAGAUGAUAAAAAAUGAUUUGAAUCCGAGUUUUAUGAAGACUAUUCAAAUCCCUUAUUUUUUCGAGGAAAAUCAGUUGCUCAGAUUUGAAUUGUGAGUGUUUUUUCAAAUAAAAAAUAGUUUUUUGUAUUUUAGUUUAUGUUUUGAUCCCCAAAACCGGUUUUAUCUAAACCCCAUCAAAUAGUCUAGUUUUCAAACCAAAUUUUUAUCAGAUUCGACGUAGACGACGAGAAAAACGUGUCAAAUUUCGAAUCGCACGAUUUUCUGGGUCGUUUCGAGUGUACUUUGGCUGAAAUUGUCAGCUAUUCGAAUCUCAAAGCACAUUUAGGAAAAGAGGAUGAAAUUGGAAGAAGAUGGAGAAGUGGGUAGGUUUUUUGUGUUUAUUUGUUUUGUUUUGGCCAGAAGACUGGAAAUAUAUAUGAAAAAAGGAAUUUUGAACGAAGAUAAUGAUUUAUUCUGGACUUUAGAAGGUUAUAACGAGCUUUCAAGCUGAAUUUCAUGAAAAUCUAAUAGCAUAGCCUUGUUCAGGAAGCCAGAUUACAUAAGUUCAGCAAACUUAUGUAAUCUACCCUCCUGAACACAGCUAUGCUAUUAGAUUUUCAUGAAAAUCGUCUUGGAAGCUGGUUACAACUUUCUAAAGUUCCAAUUUCUCUUUCUUAACAUUGUUAGUAGUUGAGUUCUGUAGUUUUUAACAAUUUUUUCAAAACUCCCCUUCUAAAUCCUAUUUUUACAGAGACAAAGCCUCCAAAAACGGUUCAAUAACAAUUCGAGCCGAAGAAGAUGAAAAAUGCGAAACGUUCAAAUUCAAAAUCAGUGGAGUGUCGUUGGAUAAAAAAGACUUUUUCGGCAAAUCCGAUCCAUAUCUUUUGUUUCGCCGCAAAUUCGAAGAUGGAAACUGGCGAACUGUACAUAAAACCGAAAUUCGAAAAAAUACGCUGAAUCCAGAUUGGACGCCGAUUUCAUUGAAUUUGAAAUCGUUGUGUGGAGGGGAUUUGAAUCAGCCGAUAACUAUUGAAUGUUUUGAUUGGGAUAGCUGGAAAAAGUUGGUUUUUUUGUAUAGAGAAUAUAUAAAUAAAUAGUUUUCAAAAUUCAAAUUCCAGGGACGAUUUAAUCGGAAUUUGUCAAUUCACGAUCAAUCAACUUAUAACUGAAAAUCCUGAUCUGGAACUGAUAAACGAGAGAAAGAAGUCAAAAAGAUCUUACAAGAACUCAGGGAUUCUAAAAUUCAUCAACCCUCAAAUAAUAAUCGAACCUACAUUUUUGGAUUAUCUCGCUGGAGGAACACAACUCGAUUUUGCAGUUGCUGUAGAUUUCACCGCCUCAAAUGGUCAAAUCUCACUUCCAUCGUCUCUUCAUUAUGUUUCAAAUGAGAAACCGAAUCAAUACGAAAUCGCGCUGCUUUCCUGUCUCCAAAUCUGUCAACAUUAUAAUUCCCGCAAAACUUUUGAUGCUUUUGGUUUUGGCGCGAAGAUCUCCCCAAAUCCUCAAGUUCAGAAUGUUUUUCAUUUGAAUCUCAACCCAGAUAAUCCAGAAGUUUCUGGAAUUCGUGGAGUUUUGACAGCUUAUCGGCAAGCUCUUCAUCGUGUUCAAUUAUACGGACCAACGAAUUUUGCCCCAAUUAUUGAUCGAAUUGCACAAAAAGCUGCUGAAAUGUUGGUGGAGGAUUCGAGAAGAUAUCAGAUUUUGUUGAUUAUUACUGAUGGAAUUAUUUCGGAUAUGAUGAAUACUAUUAAAACUAUUAUUAAUGUGAGUUUUUUUUUUAAUUGAGGAAGUUUUUGGGUUCAAAAUUCGUACGAGAAAUACGGGAUUGCCACUUGGCAUUUUUCAACAAAAACCGAAAUUUUGAUUUUCGUUGAAUUUUUUUCAACAAAAACCGAAAUUUUGAUUUUCGUUCAUGAUUUUUAAAAUUUCUGAAGAAAAUUGACAAAAAUGGUUUAAAAAAUGUGCGAAAAAAUUUCUAGAAUCAAGAUAUUGAUUUUCUAGGCAACCAAAACCAAAUUUUCUGGUUUCUAGGCCAUCUGGACAAUUUCUAGGCCACCCAACCCAACUUUUUUGCAGGCGUCUGGUCUCCCGCUGUCAAUUAUAAUAAUCGGUGUUGGAAACGAGGAUUUCGAUAAAAUGCACGAAUUGGACAGCGAUAAUCGAUUAUUAGAACAAGAUUCAAGAAUUGCACAAAGAGACAUUGUUCAGGUACUGUAUUCUACUGAAAUUAGCCUAACUCAUCAUCAUUUGCAGUUCGUCACUCUUCGUCAAUUCCUGAACAACGGCCAAGGCCAAUGGCUGGACCCCGACAUUGUGAUGCGCAAUUUGGCUCGCGAGGUUCUUCAAGAAAUCCCCGAGCAACUUGUUGGCUAUAUGAAAAUGCGCGGGAUUUCACCGCGAGACCCGUCGACACCGUGGCAACGACAAUCACCGCCGCCCGAAUAUGAUCCACAUUUGGAUCAGGUUUCGAGUUCGACGAUAUCUCCGAGAAAUGUUAAUAUUGGAUUUGUUGUUGGCUAA